AUGAGCUCGGAAUUUUGGCAAUUAUUUAAAGUGCUCACUCCAAUUCAACGUGCCUUUCUUGUCACGUCCUUGUUGCACAACUCGCUGGGAUUAUUUGAAUGUCUUGUGAUUUGGCGAACUAAAUUUGCGUCCACAAAUACUGUUGUGUUCUAUCUGACUAGUGCUUUGGUGGCACUGACUCAAGCUAUGAUUGAGAUUCACGUCCAGGCUACGGCACCUUACUUCCUGUCCGUAUUUGUGGUAAUAUUUUUGGCCAACUGUUUCUAUUUGCUGGUCUGUUUACUCAACACAAAAGACAAACACACCAGUUGGGUGUGUACAACAUUUCUCGUACUUGUCUAUGGGAUAUUCUACGCUGUGCACACUGGUGCCCUCAAUGUGGGGAAUAAGAGUGAGUUUCUCCGAGUGCUCUUAUUCGCCACAAUAUUGGCCAAUAAUUUUGUCCCGUUCGAUUCACUGCUGGCUCUGGUCACCAAUCGGAAUCGUCAAUGUCCACCGCAAUGGGUCCCAUUGACCACUGGCUUGUUACAAUCCACAUUUGGUGGAUUGCAUCGACAUCGGAUGCUUGAGACGUUAAUAGCCCCGGCCGAUGCCUUGGGUGUGGCCGUGCACUUGUUUGGAUUAGUGGUCGAAAUGCAAUCACACUAUCUACGGCAAUAA
Molecule: messenger RNA, 660 nt
Organism: Echinostoma caproni
Lineage: Eukaryota; Metazoa; Platyhelminthes; Trematoda; Plagiorchiida; Echinostomatidae
Source: the annotation of a GenBank genome assembly